Grosmannia clavigera kw1407 is the source of this 819-nucleotide messenger RNA. Its product is annotated as malate dehydrogenase. Lineage: Eukaryota; Fungi; Ascomycota; Sordariomycetes; Ophiostomatales; Ophiostomataceae. Bases 1 to 819 code for a protein of 272 amino acids. The record is from RefSeq and is a predicted model, not a curated record. The transcript has 2 exons.
AUGCAGUGCAGAUCGCGCGCCCUUCUUGUCAGCCUGUUGGCCGUGGCUUCAGCAUCGCCCUGCAAGCCAAGGCCUGCCUCCAGCACAAGUGCCAGUGCAACAACAACACCAACGCUGCCGCUUACCGGUACUGGCAGCGAGCUCUCUGCUGCAAACUCCAGCCUGUCAUUGCUCAAAAUCGCCAUUGGUCAUGGGCUACAGAAUUACACCUGUCUCAACAGCUCGGCAGCUGUAAAGGCGCCUGGUGCCCUCGCUGUGCUCUACGACGUCACCGAUCUGUACCCCGGCAUGUCGGGCUCAAGCCUCAUUGCUGAUGUCUUCGACGCCCUCACCACAACCCUGAUCUGGAAUCAGGAUAUUCCGCUCAACCUCCAGAACUCGGAGGCCGCUAACCCAGGCACACCUGCGGUGCCCAAUGCCAUGGCCGAGAGCCUCUACGGCGCCGUUGUUGGCUCGCCAUUUCCCAGCCCAGCUGCGGCUCUGAGCCUGCCGACCGUGUUGCCGGCUUCUAUUCCCUUCCUAGGCCAUCACUACUUUGACUCGGCCGGCUCGCCCACGUUUGACCUUUCUGCCGCCGGCUUGCUGGGAAGCAUGGCCAAGGCGAGCGAUGUGACUGCUCCUUCGACUGCGGAAAAGGGCCCGCUGGGCACCGGUGCCGUCGACUGGCUGGAGCUGAAGGACAACGGCCGUGGCAUCUCCCAGGGCAUCUCACAGGUUUUCCGCGUCAUGACCGCCGGUGGCGUUUCCGAAACGUGCAACAAGGUGGAUGCUGCUACGGGCAGUGUGCCCUACACUGCCUUUUACUGGUUCUACGGUUAA